CCAACUUCCGCCCCCCAUGUUAGACGUCGUCGAUGUUGAGCCGUACGUCUCGAGCAGCAGCAGCCGCGGAUCGCGUGACGACCAGAAUCUGAGAGAAUGGCUGGCGUCAGACGCGGUAGGGGCGUACCUUAGAGGCGCUUCUCCAAGUACGCUUAUUGACGAGGAUGCCAUAUCCGUGGAUGACCUGAAUGACAUCGACGACCUCAUGUUCUCCCCACAAUCUACCUUGACACCCACUUACCCCGACACGCACCAUAGAACUGAUUCAGAAUCAUCUGCCUUAUCAUCUUCCUCAGAUGCUGACAUGUCGGAAGACUUGUCUUUCCAAUACGCGACGUACCCUUCCAUACGAUACGAACGAAGUCAGCUAAGCCCCCAUGAUGAGAAAGAGGAAGACGAAGAGCGGUCGCUCUGGUUGAAAUUCGUCAAACCUGCAUUGUCAAAGGAGUCGAAGGACCCCAAGAACGUCACGCUUUUCGGGCACAUGCAUCGCGUGCAGCUCCCGACAAGACGGAGACGAAGGAGUUCGUCGACGUCCUCUACUUCCACCGCUUUCACGAAGACUUCUGCCGGCCCGAAAUCAAUACUCGCACGCACCCCAUCCAAUGCCACCAGCACCUUGACGAACUCUCCCAAAUGCAGGUCCCCACCCUCCAUCAAGUCCGCCAAAUCAGUCAAGUUCGUGGACGAACCUACAUAUUGUACAGAGCCGUGUCGACCAGCUCCUUUGCCCAUGUCUCCUCCUCCUACACGCAUAGCCGCAGACCGUCCUGGAAUGGUCAAGAGACUCAGGCGCUCGCUCAGCAAGACUGAGCUUGUAGCGCCAGAGCGACCAGUGAUAUCUGGGCCAUUCCCGCUAUGGGAGGCGCCGCUGUUAGCGGAUCGAGCCAGUUGCAGGAGUAGCCGGGGGAGCAUCCGGUCGACACGGUCCAGCAGCAGGCUACGUACACUGUGGGCUAGGGUAGCGGCUGCAGUCCGGUAGGCUGUGACCUAUAGGCUUAUCCGAGUCUUCUCAUGUGACAACUUCCCUCGUGCGCCAGCUUUCACUCCUACUUCACGUCGACGAGAACACGCAAGCGUUGCGUCCUGGAGUCGUGGCUUCGUUGAACGGAUGCCGCGGUGCACCACCUGUGUUCCUCGUCGUAAUCGGACUUCAGAUGACAUAGACAUUUCCGUGUCUCAAUGACCCCAUGGCACGUCAAGUAGCACACUGCAUGCCGGCCGUGUAUCUGAAUCUGAAGCUUUGAAUAGCGCAGCCUCAUCGUAGUAGUAUUAGGUAGUUGUGCUUAAACGAGCGCUGAGCUGCUCGUGGAAUCGCG
This is a messenger RNA of Gloeophyllum trabeum ATCC 11539, 1319 nucleotides long. RefSeq lists its product as uncharacterized. NCBI's taxonomy places the organism in Eukaryota, Fungi, Basidiomycota, Agaricomycetes, Gloeophyllales, Gloeophyllaceae. Bases 17 to 982 code for a protein of 321 amino acids. The transcript is spliced from 6 exons. The record is from RefSeq and is a predicted model, not a curated record.